Messenger RNA from Varanus komodoensis (Komodo dragon), 6359 nucleotides. RefSeq names its product cyclin dependent kinase 13 (gene CDK13). The record is from RefSeq and is a predicted model, not a curated record. Bases 1 to 4659 code for a protein of 1552 amino acids. Gene Ontology annotation, cellular component: nucleus; cyclin/CDK positive transcription elongation factor complex. NCBI's taxonomy places the organism in Eukaryota, Metazoa, Chordata, Lepidosauria, Squamata, Varanidae. Gene Ontology annotation, biological process: protein phosphorylation; positive regulation of transcription elongation by RNA polymerase II; transcription elongation by RNA polymerase II. The transcript is spliced from 14 exons. Gene Ontology annotation, molecular function: RNA polymerase II CTD heptapeptide repeat kinase activity; ATP binding; cyclin-dependent protein serine/threonine kinase activity.
AUGCCGAGUACCUCGGAGGCGGCGACGUCCGGAGGCGGGAGCGGUGUCCGGAGCUGGGGCGGCUCCGAAUCGCCGGUGGCGGAGAAGAAGCGGUUGCAUCACCGGCGGCGGAAGCGCUACGCUUCGGCGCAGCAGGCGCCCCCGCUGCCUCCCUCGCCCGUGGCGGGCCCGCCGGCCCCUUCGCUGCUGUUCCCGCUGCUGCAGCCCUCGCUCCUGCAGCCGCCGCUGCCGCCGCAGUCCCUGCUGUUCCUGGCGGCCACCGGCGGCGCCGCCUCCUCCUGCUGUGGGGAAGGGGGGGAGCGGAAGCGGCCGCGGGGCAAGCGGCGUUCGGGAUCCCGGCACAAGCGGCGGCGCGGCAGGUUAGGGGGUGCUGGUGGAGGUGGCUCCGGGGCUGGCCUUGCGGCCUCGGAGCGACGCGGGAGCGGGGCGGGCCUGGGGCCGCUGGUGGAGGCGGCGGCUGAGGAGUACGACGACGUAAGCUCCCAGUCGGAGGGGCCGCUGGGCGGCGGGACGGCCGGGGCGGGGAGCGGCGGGGGGAGCCCGGCCUCCUCCGGUGGCGGCGGCGGGAGCCAACAACGCCCGAGCCGCACCGAGGCGGAUCGGAGCAGCCGGCGGCCACGCAGGGAGCACCGCAGCAGCAGUGGGCGCCGCUCCCGCGAGCGGCACCGGGAGCAUCGCCGACGGGGGGAGGACAAAGACAAGGCGCCGCCACAGCAGGAGGGGGCGGCCGCGGUUGCCAGGGGGGGAGCCGAGGCUUCCUCUUCCUCCUCCAAGUCCCGCAGCCGCCACAACCACAGCGGCGGCCAGGACCGAGAGGGUCCUCGAAGCAGCAGCGGCGGCGGCAGCGACGGCCGCAGGAAGGGCUCAGCUGCCUCGCCUAGCAGCAGCAGGAAGGACCGGGAAAGUAAAGCCCACCGGAGCCGGACGAAAGCGGGCAAAGAGCCUCCCUCGGCCUAUAAGGAACCUCCCAAGGCCUACCGUGAGGAAAAGACCGAACCCAGGGCCUACAGGCGGCAACGUUCGUCUCCCAGUCCCUGCCGAGAUGACAGCCCACCUAGCCACAGGGCCUCCCAGAGCCAGCGGAAUCGCAAGUCUCCCAGCCCGCGUUCCCCUCUCAGCCCGUAUCGCCGCCGAUCACCCAGCUACAGCCGGCACAGUUCGUUCGAGCGAGGUGGAGAUGUGUCACCCAGCCCUUACAGCAGUUGGCGCCGCUCUCGCAGCCCCUACAGUCCUGUGAUCAGAAGAUCAGCAAAAUCAAGAAGCAGAAGCCCUUAUUCAUCAAGACAUUCAAGAUCUCGCAGUAGACACAGAUUAUCAAGAUCCAGAAGUCGGCAGUCAAGUAUUUCUCCUAGUACUCUGACUCUAAAAAGUAGCUUGGCUGCAGAGCUGAACAAGAACAAAAAAGCUAGAGCAGCAGAGGCAGCCAAAGCUAAUGCAAAAGCUUCAAACACCUCUACACCUACCAAGGGAAGCACUGAGACAGGGGUGUCUGCAUUGCAAGCAAACAAUGUAAAGGAACUGAAGAAGUUAAAAACUGAACAUACACCUUCCCCUUCAGGUGGUGCAGCCUUGAAAAAUGAUAAGACAAAGACAAAAGUUUCUGUUCAGGAAACGAAGGGGGAAAACAAUUUGAUUGUAGAGAAAGCUGGUAAGCAAAAAGUUGCAGCGGUGAAGGAGACUAAAUCAACUCCUGUGAAACCACCUACACAACCUGUUGUAGUGAAAGAGAAAAGCAAGCCCCACCCACCAAGUGCAGCACCCAAGGAAAAGGAUCGCAGUGUUGCACUAGUAACUUCUACGCUGCCACCCCUACCUUUUCCUCCUAUGCUGCCUGAAGAUAAAGAUACGGAUAGUUUGCAAAGUAGCAUUUCUGUGAAAGCAGUUAAAAAAGAAGUGGAGAAGAAAUUACGCCACUUGCUUGCAGACCUACCACUGCCACCUGAGUUACCUGGAGGAGAUGAUGUAACCAGGAGCCCUGAUGAGAAGAAGACACCAAUACAGGCACAUCAUAAAAAAAGACCGAAAAUAUGUGGACCGCGCCAUGGUGAAACAAAGCAAAAGGAAAUUGACUGGGGGAAACGUUGUGUGGACAAAUUUGAUAUUAUUGGCAUUAUUGGAGAAGGCACUUAUGGGCAAGUUUACAAAGCAAGAGAUAAAGAUACAGGGGAAAUGGUGGCGCUAAAGAAAGUACGGUUAGAUAAUGAGAAAGAAGGAUUUCCAAUUACAGCAAUUCGAGAAAUAAAGAUUCUUCGACAACUUAAUCACCAAAGUAUAAUCAACAUGAAGGAAAUAGUAACAGAUAAGGAAGAUGCUUUAGAUUUCAAGAAGGAUAAAGGAGCUUUUUACCUUGUUUUUGAAUAUAUGGAUCAUGAUCUGAUGGGGCUUCUGGAAUCGGGCUUGGUACAUUUUGAUGAAAGUCAUAUUAAAUCUUUCAUGAGACAGUUGAUGGAAGGUUUGGAUUACUGCCAUAAGAAGAAUUUCUUGCAUAGAGAUAUCAAAUGUUCCAACAUCUUACUCAAUAACAGAGGGCAGAUCAAACUUGCAGAUUUUGGGCUUGCUCGGUUGUAUAGCUCGGAGGAGAGUCGACCAUAUACCAACAAAGUUAUUACUUUAUGGUACCGUCCUCCUGAACUGUUGCUAGGAGAAGAACGAUACACACCUGCUAUUGAUGUCUGGAGCUGUGGAUGCAUACUGGGUGAACUUUUUACUAAAAAACCAAUAUUUCAAGCAAAUCAGGAACUUGCUCAGCUGGAACUGAUAAGUCGUAUAUGUGGAAGUCCUUGUCCUGCAGUAUGGCCUGAUGUGAUCAAAUUGGCUUAUUUCAACACCAUGAAACCAAAGAAGCAGUAUCGACGGAGACUGAGGGAAGAAUUUGCUUUUAUUCCCCCAGCUGCAUUAGACCUUUUUGAUUAUAUGCUUGCUCUGGAUCCCAGUAAACGCUGUACAGCAGAACAGGCACUUCAGUGUGAGUUUCUGCGAGAUGUGGACCCUUCCAAGAUGCCUCCACCAGACCUUCCGCUAUGGCAGGAUUGCCAUGAGCUGUGGAGUAAGAAGCGCAGAAGACAAAAACAGAUGGGCAUGACAGAUGACACAGCUAAAAUUCCAAGGAAGGAUUUAUCGUUAGGGUUGGAUGAUAGCAGAGCCAACACCCCUCAGGGCCUGCAGACAUCUUCUCAACUGAAAAUACAAGGCAAUUCUAACAUGGCACUUGUGAAAGGAGGCAGCAGUCAGUCACUAAAUCAAAAUGAAGUCGCCAUUCUUCUAAACCUGCUCCAGUCUAAAACUAGUAUUAAUAUGGCACAAUUUGCUCAAGUGCUGAACAUUAAGGUGAAUCCUGAGACUGAGCAACAGCUGAAUAAAAUAAGCCUUCCAGCUGGCAUUUUGGAAGCAGGAGAAAAACAGCCUGAACAGCCGCCGCCACCACCACAGCAGCCGCCGCCGCCGCCACCACCACCACAUAAGGCACCACUGCCUCCCUCACCGGAUCAGGAGCCCUUGAAACAAGCAGCGCCCCCUCAGCCUUCUGUACAAACUGUUCCGUUGUCCCAAAAAGCUGACACUGAGGUUACCCAAGCAGCUGUGCAGAGCGCAUUUACUGUUUUGCUUUCUCAGUUAUUAAAGGCUCAGCAACAGAAACAGAAAGAAAUCAUCUUAGAAGAAAAGGAGAAUGGAUCAGGAAAUGAAAUGCCAUUACAUACCAGGCAACCUCCAGAGCCAACUACACCUGCAUCCAGCAACUGGGAAGAUGCAGAAUCCCCAGCAUCCAUUUAUCCCCAUCUUAUCAAAUCACUGUAUGCAUGUGCAGGGCAAGAUGACUUGGUCAGGCAACCUGAGAUGAGACCUCAAACACCAGAAGAACGGCCUCGCAUCUUGCCCCCAGACCAGCGGCCUCCUGAGCCACCAGAACCCCCACCUGUCACUGAAGAAGACCUUGAUUAUCGGACAGCGAAUCAACACUUGUCUUCAGUUAGUAGCUCUUCAGGGAUGGAUCCUCAUGCUGGAGUGAAAGCAGCUCUUCUACAGCUGCUUGCUCAUCACCAGGCUCAGACAGCUGAGAAACCAGCAACAUCUAGUGUGGAUUUCCAGUCAAGGGACUCCUUUGUAGCAGGUCCAGACUACAAGGAGAGUUUUGCAUCUUCUACAUUCGCUUCUGCCCACUACAGCAGUAGUGAUGGAAUAGGAAGUGGCUCAUCUGGGACAUUAGAAAGGGGAAACUUCAUUGGAAAUUCUGAUGUUCAACCUUUGGAGAACUACAAUACUGCUUCAUCUCAUUCUAGUGCUGCCCCUCCACCUCCUGCCUUUUCAGAACCAUUUCAUAGCUCAGUAACUGGUUAUGGAGACAUUUACCUCAACGCUGGUCCCAUGCUAUUUAGUGGUGAUAAGGACCACAGAUUUGAAUAUAGCCAUGGUCCCAUCACAGUUCUGGGUAACAGUGGUGAUACAUCCACAGGGUCUGGGUCUGAAAGUACUCAUACUUUGUCCACAAAGAUGCAGAACUAUAGCUAUGGGAGUAAUUUACAAGAACCUCCUGGCACUGUUGGCCACAUGCAUGGACAAACUUGGACUUCCCCUGCCCAGGGACCUGGAUACUCACAAGGGUACAGGGGACACAUUAGCACAUCAACAGUCAGAGGACGAGGCAGAGGAUUGCCAUAUUGAGCAUCUAUUUUGUUUUUUCCCUCAGGCACAUCAUUUUUACCUGGAAAGACUUUGUAGCUGUGAUUUUGAAGCAGCAAUCCAACAGACUUGAAUAAUGUUAAUUCAACAGCUUUAUUUUUAUGUGGAAAAGGGUCUUGCAUACAAUAGGAAAUUGCUUACAGUUCAUGCUGUUCUGAGAACCAGAUAAUUGAUUGUACAUCUUUGCAAAUUCUAGCUAUAAAUUUUAUAUUUUGGCAGUUUUAAGUCAAUGCUAAAUUUAGGGACAUCAGCUUUUUAUGGCACACUGUCAGAUCUCAACUAUGCACACACUUGUGCUUUUUUGUAAGUUUGGACCAACUUUUAUGUAAAAAAAUUUUACAACAAUCAAAGCAGGGCACUGAUUUAUUUGGUAUUUCUUUUUACAAAACUAUCUUCAGUCAAAAAGUCACUGUCAGUCUUUGCACUGCUUUCAGUGUUAUCUGUGGAAGGUGUUCUUUGUGCUCAUUUCAGACAAUAAAACACAGUCUUUCUUGAUACUACAGUUUUAUACAUAUUUGGGCAUUGAUUUGAAUUACUUUCAAAGUCAUUCUUCUAGUAAAAUAUCCUGUCCAUCUUCUCAGUGUUUGUAUAAAAAAACUGUUUUACUUGAAUGGUAAGUGCCUUAACGAUGUAAGCUUAAGGUCUGAAGAACAUUUCAUUAAAUUCAAGGCUUGUUUGAAGGUACUUUGUAGUUUGAUACAAAGAUUUAAUAUUUACACUACAUAGAUAGUAACUUAUGGACAAAUAGGAUACAUGGCAUUGUUAUGGAUUCUCAUGCUGUUAGAUGAGUCAGAUUAAGAAACACUUAACUUUCUUUUCCUCUAAAUUAUAACCACCCCCACAUCAAAUUAAGUGAAGUAAAAUGAGAAUGUAUGGACAGUAAUGAAGGUAGGUUUCCUUCAAUUUUCUGUAAGAGCUCUUAAAUUCCUUUACCAAAUAAAACUUAGUGUCCUGUUUUAUUCAAAACAGUCUUUUUAUUUAAAAAUGGUGUAGCAUUAUAUCAAUUUACAAGAAUUAGUUUGUGUUAGAAAAGUGACACAUGCUUUUUUCCACGUUAUUGCUGCAGAAUGUAACCAGAGUUACAUAAUCAGCAUUUAAUGCAACAAAAACUUAAAACAGUUGAAAUUUCUGGAAAUGGACUGUGCCAACCAAAUCUGUAUUAAACUAUUCCUCUAACUUGCUACAUGAUUUCAAGCUGUGUUUGAAUAAUUUCACCAUACAUUCAUUCUAAAAGCAAAAAAAAAAGGUUACCUGUAAAUUCAGGCUUUAAAGAGUAUGCUUUUUAGCAGUACAGUUUGUCCUAUGAGAAGGGACUAUGCCCCUCCCCUACAGAGACAGGGCCCAGCCUAUGUUUUCCAUGUACUGAAAUGUUUUAAAAUGACCAUAUUGGAAAAACAGUUCCCAACUGAUUAUCCAGUUGACAAGCUAGUGCACAUGUAGCUAUUUUCUACACAUGUCAUGUUUCUAUUAAGUAAAUUACAAAUGUAGUCUUGUCAGCUGUGACUUGAAUCUUUUAAAAGUGAACCUAUCAUUGCUUCAAUUUUUUGAUCUUGAUUUGAGUGGAUAUUGCAUUUGUAGGGUGUCAAAUUUGUUGGAACUCCCCUGUAAAUACGGCAUUGGUCAUCUUCAGUAUCAUUUAGAGAAUCCUGACUGAAAAUAAAAGCCCUUAAACUGGAAGACAA